Molecule: messenger RNA, 1671 nt
Organism: Myotis lucifugus (little brown bat)
Lineage: Eukaryota; Metazoa; Chordata; Mammalia; Chiroptera; Vespertilionidae
Gene: LACTBL1
Product: lactamase beta like 1
Exons: 4
Coding region: 1-1482 (493 amino acids)
Source: RefSeq, a predicted model, not a curated record
AUGGGAGUCCCUGGGGACAUUCUGCUGCACACAUCCCCUCCAUGGCGCUGCCUGCAGGAUCCUUCAAGCUUACAAUGCAAAGUGAACACCUCUGCUCCCAGAGAUACUGUGAGGCUUGGAGGAGUUCCAUUCACACUGCACCUGCUAUGGGCCAAGAUUGCCAGUGUCUCCAAGAUCUUUCCAGUCCUCAUGCUGUACCGCCUGUGGGAGGAGGGUAUCGUAGCCUCUCUAGAUGACCCUCUGGAGCGGUAUGCCAGCUCCUUCACUAUUAACAACCCACUGGGCAUGGCACCAGCCCCCAAACAACAGAGCCUGAUGGAUGGGCUGGAGGAGGUGGGCCCAGCCCCAAGGCCUUCGCCCGUCACCCUCCGAAGGAUGGCCAGCCAGCUCUCAGGGCUGCCUCGAAGGCUGCGGUCCACUUCGCUGCUGUGGAGGGGCAGCACCCAGGAGGCCCUGAGCCUGCUCAAGGAUGAUGUGCUGGUGGCGGACCCGGGAACCAGGUGCCAUUACAGCACCCUGGCCUUCUCGCUUCUGGCGCACGUCCUGGCAGCCCACACGGCCCAGGGUGACUACCAGCGCUGGGUCUCCGAGAACGUGCUGGAGCCGCUGGGGAUGGCAGACACCGGCUUCGACCUCACCCCUCCGGUGCGCGCCCGCUUGGCGGCGGGCUUCUACGGCAGCGGCCGGCCGGCCCCGCUCUACGACCUGGGCUGGUACCGCCCGUCCGGCCAGAUGUACUCCACCCCCGCCGACCUGGCCAAGCUGGCCAUGGCGCUCCUGGGCAGCGGGCCCCGGCGGCUCCUGCGGCCCGACGCGGCCAAGACGCUGCUGGCGCCGCUGCUGGCCUGCCCCGGCGCCUACUUCGCCAACGAGACCGGCACCCCCUGGGAGUUCCACGCGCAGAGGGGCUACCGCGUGGCGCGCAAGGACGGCGACGUGGACGGCUACGCCGCCACCUUCUCCCUGGUGCCGCCGCUGCAGCUGGGCCUCGUGCUGCUGCUGGCCGGGCCGCGGCCGCCCGGGCCCGACCUGGUGGCGCGGGCCUACGACGCGCUCCUGCCGGCGCUGGAGCGGGCCCUGCGGGAGGCCGCGCGCCGCCCCGCCCCGCCCCCGAGCGCGCGCCCGUUCGCCGGCUACUUCACCUGCGCCAACCGCACCUUCUACGAGGUGCGCGCCGGGCCGGCGGGCGAGCUGCGCCUGCGCCAGUUCGGGCCCCGCGCGGAGGCGCUGGUGCCGCCCGCGUUCCGGACGCUGGCGCUGCGCCACCUGCGCGGCCGCGUCUUCCAGCUGCACGUGGCCCGCGCGUUCCCGUGCGCGCUGCCGCUCGGCGACGCCUGGCUCUCCCUGGAGGCCCAGCACGGGCAGCUCGUCCGCUUCUACCCCCUGGACCGCCGCGGGCUGUCCCCGGGCUUCGACGUUCCCGGGCUCAACACGUACCGGGUGCUGCGGCUGCCGCGCAAGCCGGUCUUCCAGACCCGGUGACCGGGGCUCUGGCCGGAGCCUCCCCGCCUCGCCUUCCCGCGAGCCCAGGUAGUUGACGAAGCGGGGUAGGGCCCCCCGCUACUCGGAGUGUGGACCCCGGACCACAGCCGGGCUGCAAACGAUUCCUUAUCCACGGGGGAGGACGAGCUAAGUACAGAAACUUAGAAUAAAGCAUUUACAUACUUUGAA